Molecule: messenger RNA, 1256 nt
Organism: Thamnophis elegans (Western terrestrial garter snake)
Lineage: Eukaryota; Metazoa; Chordata; Lepidosauria; Squamata; Natricidae
Gene: MVB12A
Product: multivesicular body subunit 12A
Exons: 9
Coding region: 127-909 (260 amino acids)
Biological process (GO): viral budding; virus maturation; receptor catabolic process
Cellular component (GO): cytosol; ESCRT I complex
Source: RefSeq, a predicted model, not a curated record
CUGAGAGGCGGGUCUAAAAGCUCGAGAGGACUUUCCUUCUCUUUCGCCGCCCGCGACGGUGGACGUUGCUGUUCGCGGAUGGUUUAACUAUUUAUCCGUAAAAGGUCGAGCCGUCUUAGAGCUGGCAUGACUGUACCGCUCACCGGGCUGGGUUGGACUUCGUCUAAUGUGCCGGUUGCUGGCUGGAUUCCGAUCACAACAACUGUGGAAGGAGCACCUGCUAACUUUGGAAAAGGAUUUGCACAAAAAUAUGGAUAUUACCUCUGCUUUACUGUAUCUGUAGAUGCUUUGAAUCCAACUGGGGAUGUAUUAUAUGAUGUGGUAAUCCUGAGUGAGAAAUCACCACUACCUUCUGGAUAUAUGUAUAUUAAAGAGUUUCUGGAUCUAAAAACCUCAGUCUCUAAGAAGAAGAGGCUGUGUAUCAAGCUGAUACCAAUGGGAGUGGCAGAAACAGCUGUGUGUGAUGUCAUGCUAAGUAGCAAGAGCAAAGUGAUCCCAAAUUACAUACGCAUUGGGGAAAUAAGUGGUUUUGCCCUUUGGUGUAAAAAGGAACACAUAAACAAGCCUAAACCCCUUCCCAAACCAAGGAGCAUCAGUCUAGAAAUGAACCAGCUUUCAUUAGAAACAGCAAAUGUAGACUCUCUAUCUAUUGGUUCCAAAAGGCAAACUACCAUUAAGAAAAAUGAAUCUAUAUAUGAUACGUCAAAUGCCUAUGGUAUUUCAGCCAUAGAUGGGGUCCCUUUUACUCUGCAUCCUAAGUUUGAGAACAAUGUCACUCGUGGUGCCACUGCACUUUCUAUAUUUAAAAACUUCCACAUCAAAUCUCUUGCUGAUAUUGAGAAAGAGUAUGACUACAGUUUUGUAGUUGAAAGAACUGCAGCUGCGAGACUCCCACCCACCAUUUCAUAGCAUCCAUUAUUUCCUUGAGAGUUCUUGCCACUAGGGGCUUACGGGUGGUCAAGCUGACUCAAUUAAGCUGAUGGAAGUGCCUGCCUCAAAGGGAUUGUGCUGUUGGGGGGACACUGCUUUACAAGCUGAAACUGGUAUAAUCCUGCUAUUAUAAUUUGCUAUAGGUACGAGUAGCACUACUUUUGUACAGUUUUUCCAAACAUCAUAUCUACUUUCUUUGAAAAAAAAUGUUUAAAAAAUAAGAGGCUUACUCUACCAGAAAAGUUAUCUCUGUACUUAUUUCUGACUCUUUCAAACAAUCUGAAACAUGUAUUCCUGCCAAUAAAGUAUGUUUAUGAAAAAUGAAA